This is a messenger RNA of Aethina tumida (small hive beetle), 834 nucleotides long. RefSeq lists its product as uncharacterized. The record is from RefSeq and is a predicted model, not a curated record. Bases 1 to 834 code for a protein of 277 amino acids. NCBI's taxonomy places the organism in Eukaryota, Metazoa, Arthropoda, Insecta, Coleoptera, Nitidulidae. The transcript has a single exon.
AUGCUAGCAAACGCGGACCAACGUGCCACUAACAGCGACGAAAUCACCAGUAAUGUUGGUACGACCCGAAUCAUCACCUUACCGCCAUUUAUGGAAAGUGAACCUAAAUUUUGGUUCGACGUUGUAGAAAUGAAAUUUAGUGCAGCUCAACUAAACGAUCCUGUAGAGCGUUUUGUACAGACUUUCAGCGCUCUAAGCGUUAGCGCGUCUCUAUUGGCAAAGGACCUUGUAAAGCCACCGAUAAACAGUGAAUCGUAUUCACGUUUGAAGGAGAGAGUGGUAAGUCGCCUUACUUUGUCACAUGAGCAACGUAUUCGACAACUUCUGAAAACAGAAACUAUGGGUGACGACAAACCGUCCAUAUUCCUACUCCGUCUGAAAGAUCUGGCGGGCCCUGAUGUAUCCGAAGUGUAUCUGCGAACGAUUUGGGAGGGCCGUUUGCCUUCUGGUAUUCGGCUGUAUGUGACCAUGAAUCCCGAUGUGUCACUGUCUAAGGCGGCGGAAAUCGGAGACCUGGCAUAUGAAUUCAUCAAGUCCUUGAAUACGAGAACGGAGAAGGCAACGGAAGACAUGAUAAGUUGCAUCCUUAAUAGACUAAGCCGGAUGGAAGAGAAAUUGGCAUCACAACAAAUUAACCAGCUAGAAAUUAGGCGUGAACUAUCGAGAAGUCGUGGUGACCGACGUGGGAGAUCCCGUUCACUAACAAGGAGUCACAGUAGAUCAAGAGAUGCUGACAGAGUGUGUUGGUAUCAUUGGAGGUUCGCCGAGAAUGCAAAAAAGUGCAAGCAGCCGUGCACUUACCACAGCACGAGAAACGCACCGGGCACUUGUUAA